Tetrahymena thermophila SB210 is the source of this 1020-nucleotide messenger RNA. RefSeq names its product oxidoreductase (short-chain dehydrogenase family). Gene Ontology annotation, molecular function: oxidoreductase activity, acting on the CH-OH group of donors, NAD or NADP as acceptor. Lineage: Eukaryota; Ciliophora; Oligohymenophorea; Hymenostomatida; Tetrahymenidae. The record is from RefSeq and is a predicted model, not a curated record. The transcript has a single exon.
AUGAUAUUAUUGCUCAUAAGAAUAGUAGAAGAUUAUUUCUUACUAAAAUACAUAGUAUGUCCUCUAGGAUUGUUGUUAGCUUUAAUUUUAACCUAUUUUUUGGCAAAGUUUCUUAUAACAGAGAUAUAUUUCUCAUUUUUUAAAAAGAGAUUGAAUUUUAGAGAUGGCUUUGUUGUUGUAUUAACUGGUGGAAGCAAUGGAAUUGGUUUGGAGUUGUCAUACAUCUUAGCAAAUAAUCAUGGAAAAGAUAUUACACUAUUGAUAUUUGAUGUUUAGGAGAAUAAAGAAUAAAUAAAUAUUCUGAAAAGUAAAUGCUAAAAAGCAGAGUUUAUUAGCUGCGAUUUGAGUGAAUAAAAAUAAAUAGAUUAGGCCUUUUAGGAAGUGAUUGAUAAAUAUAAUUGCGUUGACAUAUUGAUAAAUAAUGCUGCUGUUGCCUUAAUAGAGUAUUUUGAUGCAAUGGCAAUUUAAUCAUUUUUCAAAGCUUAAUAAAUUAAUUUAUUAUCUUAUAUGAAGUUAACUCAUCUCUUUUUGAAUUAGAAAAAUUUUGCAAACAAAAAAGAGAAAAGCAUCCUUUUUAUGGGCUCUGUUGCAGGAUUUUAGGUUGGACUUAAAACGUCUGAAUACGCCUCUUCCAAGUUUGGUUUGGUUAUGUUUAACGAAGCUUUAAGAGCUGAACUAAAGACAUAAGAAAAAUACAACUAAGUUAAACUUACUAUUAUAAAUCCAUAUUAAGUGGAUACAGAAUUAUUUAAAGGAUUUAAAACAUUUUUUAAACAGCUCUUUCCUACUUUAAGUGUGAAAAAAGUUGCUAAUACUGUUUAUUACAGCUUGAUUUAAAAAAGAAAUAUAGUAUUUAUAAACUGGCAUUAUGAGGUGUUUAUAUUUUUUGUUUCUAGCUUACCUGCUUGGUUGAAAGAUUUGGCAGGACUAAUUACACUUAUGGAUACUCUAAAUACCUUGGUAGGAAAAAAAUAAAAAUUCCCAUCUUAAACAGCACAAAAAUCUUUGCAUUCUUAGUGA